Moneuplotes crassus is the source of this 3802-nucleotide messenger RNA. NCBI's taxonomy places the organism in Eukaryota, Ciliophora, Spirotrichea, Euplotida, Euplotidae. The record is from the annotation of a GenBank genome assembly.
UAUCACCCAAAGAUAAGAAGCUUAUUAAUUUUAAAAAUGGAAAGGGUCAUGUCACAGCAACUCAAAUUAGAGAAGCCCUUGGUCGCCAGACCUUCGGUAGAAGAAGAAAAGAUUCCUGAUGAUGAACCAGGGAUCGAAAAACAUAUCAACACAAUAUUAAUAUCAUCUUUGAACACUAACUCUCAUUUUUCGACCACUGAAGACAUUUGGGAAGUUCUCCAAGCAAGAAGAUCACUCACAAUAAAAAUAUUUCUGAGAAUCUUAUGCAGAAUUCUUAUUGAAAAGACACAGACAAGACAAAUCUUACUUCUCUGAUGAAACAUCCUUAACUACUUAAAGGAAAAAUAUGGCAAUGAAAAAGAAGUCAAAGAGAUUUAUACAAAAUCUAUUGACCUCUUGUGCGGUCUUAUUUCUGAUCCAAGAGAGUUAGUCCAGACAAACGUCUGAUAUGCUCUUGUAAAGAUCAUCCAGAGACACUCAGACUUCUAUUACUUUGUCCUUCGUGAAGAUAAUCCCAAAGAUCAGUCACAAAAAGUUCUUUUGCAUAAUUAUUCCUUAAUCUUUAUUCAGACUCUCACAGCGAUGAAGACAAAAGAAGUAACCAAUGAAAACUCAGAAAAUUGUCGGAUCCUAGUCCAAACCCUCAUCAAGAUUUACGAGUUCUAUAAAAAUGCUCUUGAAGGCCCAGACCGAGUUUUCAGACUACCAAAAACAACUGAGAAGCAUAACGCUAAUUUUAGAAUUUUUGUACUGCAUCUUGAAGGGCUGUUAUUAGCACAAGAAUCCAGGAGCAACUCAGACCCACAAAUCGAUCUUUGCGAAUUAUUCUACUCAGAGCUUCCAUUACAUAAGGCAACCUUCGCAUACUUUCAAAGAAGAAUUGAUAACCCCAAGAUCAGGAGGACCAUGUACCAGAAGUUAGCUGCCUCAAAAAUGGAAAUUACCGGAAUCUCAAAAGACCCUUCCCUCGGCCUCUGCUUUAGUAUUGACUUCAAGAAACCUCAGAGCUUACUAAAAUUUUCCCAAGUUUCGACCUCGGAAGAAGAGGAAAAGGUCCAACCAAUAAUGAUCAAAUACUCUCAAGAAGAAGAUGAGUGUGAAAUUAUUGAUGCUCCUAGCAACAAUACAGAGUUAUGCUUGAUGAAUAUAGAAUUCUUCCAUGCUUGCUUACUAGAAUCCGAAAAAUCAUGAAUCAAUUACUGAAUACAAUUCAUUUCCCAUGUGACGGAUUCCUAUCCUGACUUAAUACCUACAGUGCUGGACAAAGUGAUCAUUCAGGAAAAGUAUUCACCUGUCCAAACUCUUUAUUUCCUCCGGGAUCUUCUUCUGUAUGACUUCAUAACUUUGCACAGCUGAAAACCUUCGAAAGACGAUGGACAUAGAAUAGAAGACGCUGGAAAACUCUAUGAUUACUUUAACAUCAUGUGAGAAAUGCUUCAUGUCAAACCUGAAUCCUUAAGCAACUCCCCGGUCGUGACGAUGAAAAUCUUGAUCCUCACUCAAGGUAUUCAUGAGUAUAUCGAAGAAAAAUAUGAACUCAAAGAACUUACAGGCAUUAAAGAAGAGCAAGAUGAGUCAUAUAUCCACCAAAUGUUCCUAUCCUUUAUAUUCAACAAAUUCACAAAAGGAAACUCUGACCUUCAACAGAUGAGAGUCCUUUCUCUAAAAGAUCUUAACAAUCUCAUUGAAAAAAUCAUCUUGAACAGUAGGUACCUGUACAAAUGGGAUAAGGAUUGAAAUCAAAACAAGCACAGGAGAGUCUUCAGAGCAUUUCCAAGGCUAAUCAAGCAGCCUCCAGCCUCAGAAAUCAUCUACCUAUAUCAUGAAAUGUAUGACUUAAUCAAUCAUCCAAUAUUGCCAGACUCUCCCGUUUCACUGUGUGAGGACCUUAUAAAAGCAUGGCUCAAGCUGAAAAGUUGCCUAGACUAUCAACACACCUCUUUUGAACUAUGAAAAACGAACUUCUUUAACUACUUCUGGGAUCAAGAAGUAAUAAGUGAGAAACAAGCUAAUAUCUCCAAAUCUUCCAAAUUUUACACAAAAUUCAAAGAAAUUAAGAAUAAGGCUCAAAUUAAGCUUCACGAAGCCAACAAGAUUACUCAAGAGCUACAAAUCUGCCUGAAUGAAUUGAAGAAAAAGCUAACUCACCCUUCGACCGACAAAUCAAAGAGAUCUAAACUUAAAGUAAAAAUUGAUGAAAUCAAGAAGAAAAUCACAACUGAACAAAAGAACAUCAUGACCACAAAGGAGUUUGAAAAGGCAGAAGACACUAUUAAAAUCGACAUCAUCCACUGGGGUCAUUUCUUAGCCCUACUUAAUGCUCUCCUCAAAAUUGCAGGCAAAGACUUUCUUGAAGCUUCUAACUCAAAUUUGAAGAUGAUGGAUAAAAUCUUAAAAGAGUACAUAAUCCCCUUGAUGAAUCAUGAAUUCUCACAUGAGAUCCAACUGAUGGCACUUGAUUGCUACCUAAGCUUGAUGAAUGCUAACCGAUCUAUCUGAGUCAAGAACUUGUCAUUCAUUUACAAAUCGAUAGCCAACCUACCUAAAGCUGAUAUCGGAGAUAAGCACCUACUUAAGCUAUUGAAAUCUCCUGAUGAAACAGACGAAGAUGUGGCAAUAAUCCUGAGAGAAGGACUCAAAAGUAUCAAUGCCUGAUUUGAUUUUGGUUUGAAUCAUGACUUGUUCUUUAAAUUCCCUAACGAAAAUACAUCUAGAAGAAGAACCCGAAACAAGAGAGCUAUGAACAAUAAAGCCUCUGAGAAAUAAAAGCAUACUUAACCUUAAGGAGAUUUUGUUACAACAGCUCACAAAUGGACACGAGUUUUAUAAAAGAGUUAUCCUUGAAGGAUUCACAAGACUUUUCACAGUUUCUCAAGUUGAACAGUCCGAUUUUGUUCUCGAGGUCAUCCUAAGAUCUUACUCAGGAUCAGGAUUUACCAAUAUCUUAAUGGUCGACUUCUUCAACCAAUACGCAAGAACAUCAGUGACAUGUAAAAACCAGCUCUUCAAAAUACUCUGACUGACACUAACCUUUCUGAGCCAGUGUAAGGAUCAUGGGUUUGAGCACCCUGAGCUAGGAGAUGGAUUGACGAUUACCAGGGAGAUCUUAGGUGCUUUUAUCUCCAACGCACCCAAAGAUCAUAAGUCCGGUUUUUCAUUCAUGGAACCACUUCCCAGUUAUGAACAAGCAUUGGUUGAAUACAUAGCUUUACUACUGAUAGAUUAUCCAAAGACGACACCUUCCAUAUUUAGGAUAAUCCCAGACAUCUUGAGUUUUAUCACUUUCAGAGAGGUAAAAAGCCUCCCAAAUGACAAGAAGAGAGAGACCAAAAACAAAUAUCACAGCCUCUGCAGGAUAUUCCAAUCUGAACUCUCUGAAUAUAUCCAAAAAGAUGACCAAUACAAGGCUAAAUUGGAGGAUUUCUUCACCAAAUGUGGCGACUUUUUCAAGCAUAAAGUUCACGACCCAGACCUAGAUAUCCUUAAUGAAGAUAAGCAAUACAUUAGAGAUAAUCAUUCUGUUGAAGUAGCUGCUUAUCUUCAUGAAGCUAAAGACUUUUUCAAUUCGCAUCAAAAGAUUUUACAAGAAGCUCCUCAAAGCUUUACUGAAGGAAGAGAAGAGCAAAAAGCUGAGCCUAUCGACGACUCUAGCGAAGUCGAGAUUAUUGAGACUACUCCCGCCCCAAAGGUAACCACAAGGAAUUCCAGAAAAAGGUCAGCCAAGGCUGCUUCAGCCAUGACUCCUCCGACUGCUACCAGAGUCAACACAAGAUCUCGUUCAAAGCGAGUUAAGCAUACUUAA